Messenger RNA from Lasiodiplodia theobromae, 1764 nucleotides. RefSeq lists its product as uncharacterized. The coding region runs from base 1 to 1764 and encodes 587 amino acids. Gene Ontology annotation, molecular function: iron ion binding; 2 iron, 2 sulfur cluster binding. The transcript has 8 exons. The record is from RefSeq and is a predicted model, not a curated record. Lineage: Eukaryota; Fungi; Ascomycota; Dothideomycetes; Botryosphaeriales; Botryosphaeriaceae.
AUGGCUCCUGAUCUUCCCAGAACCUUGCCUGCAUCGUGGUACACGAGCCAAGAGCUCUACGACCUGGAACGCCGCGCCGUCUUCUUCAAGUCAUGGUACCUGUUAGGCCCUGUCACUCGCUUCCACGAAGACAAUGUCGUCUACGAGGUCGCCCAGGUUCCAGUCUACGUGACUCGCACCGAGAACGGGGACUUGAAAGUCCUGUUGCAGGAAACGAAUCAAGAAGUGCGCAGCCGGACCACGUCGACGGGGCUCCUCUUUGCUACCAUCUCGGCCGACGCUCCCGACUUCGAUGACUUCUUCCCAGAUCUUGAGCCCCUGCUCUCUCGUGUUGACUUCACCAAGCUUCCGCACCGCCGUAGUCUCAAGUACGAGGGCCGUUUCAACUGGAAAACCAUGGUCGAUGGCUACCAGGAGUGUCUGCAUUGCCAGUACACUCACCCCUCCUUUUCCGUCUACUAUCCUCCCACCUUCUACUCGGUCAAGAACUUCAAGAACUUCUCCCAGCACAUUGCUGACCCCAAGAAGCCCGACGAUGGCCUGUUCCUCUACUUCUUUCCGAACUGCACCCUCAACGUCUAUGGCGGUGGAAUGAGCUCCUUCCGCGUCUGCCCUACUGAAGACCCAAAUGUCACGCGCAUGGAGUUCGACUACUACCACAUGGAGUCGGGCGAAAAAUUCGAGGAGUACUUCAAAUUUGUGCGACAAGUUGCCCUCGAGGAUUAUGAGCUCUGCGAGAAAGCUCAGGCCAAUCUGGAGAAAGGUGUCUACGCUGAGGGUAUUUUGAACCCCAACAAAGAAAAUGGCGUGGCCUACUACCAAGGUCGGGUUCUAGAGAUGGUUUUCGAACAGCAUAAUCUCGACCAGCAGGCCGUCGAGAUGAUUGGUGGUCCAGUAGCGAACUAUUCGAGUUGGAGCGUCGUGCAAUCUUCAGCAAGAGGGCGCCUUGUCAAGGCCCCUGCAUUCGAGGAUAUCGAGAGCUUUGACAAGAGCCAGAACGGACUUUUCGAAAUCCAUACUCACACUACUCGUCAAGGUUUUGUAUUCGUGAACUUGAGCUGCGAGGCAGUUUCAACGCCGAAUUUCAAAGUCGUUGACGUCUUGGCUAAGAGUUGGGGCAUUUCCGAGAGGUCCGCUCCCCUGGCCCAGCUCGACUUCGACGAAGACAUCAACUGGAAGCAAGCGAUACAUCACAUGGAGAGCUCUGGCUUCGCCGCCAACAUCGUCCCCAGUGCAUGGUUGGGCAUUACUUCCAAGAUGCCCUUCCUCUCCACCAUCGCUGCCCAAGGCGCGCACUCGAUCCUCGACCCCUACGGUAUGAGCUCCCUUCAUGUCGCUUCGAGCGGGCGCUUCUGGUACACCUUGUCCGCCUCGCCCACAUCCGCCGCCCGGACCGCCUUUACGUGCCAUAUCUAUCUGAACUGGCCCGGCGACAACGCGCAGGCUGAUGUUGCCAUCCAGGCCAUUCAGGAUGAAGUCCAAGCGCUGCUAGGUGCUGCCAGAUCUCCGGCACCAAUGAAGCCGCUUGAUGCUGCGGCCGGACGUGGACUUCAGGAGGGAAUCUUGGACGAGAUGACGAAGCACUUGAAGGAGGAAAGAAGAGAAGGCAAGGAAGUGUGGCCGGCGAGCAGAGAAUCAUCUGUCAGUGAGAAGUAUAGUCAGGCUGAUCUUCUGUGCAAGCAAUUGAGCUGCCUGAAAACUACGACGCGCCCAGACUUGGGCCUGUGGGAAAAACUAGGGCCGCGCAGCGAGCUCGAUUGGUAG